UGCCACCAUGGCUGACAAGGAAGCAGCCUUUGAUGAUGCAGUGGAAGAACGUGUGAUCAACGAGGAGCACAAGAUAUGGAAAAAGAAUACACCGUUUCUUUAUGACUUGGUGAUGACCCAUGCUCUGGAGUGGCCCAGCCUAACAGCACAGUGGCUUCCAGAUGUAACCAGACCAGAAGGGAAGGAUUUCAGCAUUCAUUGACUUGUCCUGGGGACACAUACAUCAGAUGAACAAAACCACCUCAUGAUAGCCAGCAUACAGCUCCCUAAUGAUGAUGCCCAGUUUGAUGCGUCACACUACAACAGUGAGAAAGGAGAAUUUGGAGGUUUUGGCUCAGUUAGUGGGAAAAUUGAAAUAGAAAUUAAGAUCAACCAUGAAGGAGAAAUAAACAGGGCCCAUAACAUGCCCCAGAACCCUUGCAUCAUUGCAACAAAGACACCAUCCAGUGAUGUUCUUGUUUUUGACUAUACAAAGCAUCCUUCUAAACCAGACCCCUCUGGAGAGUGCAACCCAGACUUGCAUCUCCGUGGACAUCAGAAAGAAGGCUAUGGGCUUUCUUGGAACCCGAAUCUUAGUGGGCACUUACUUAGUGCUUCAGAUGACCAUACCAUCUGCCUAUGGGACAUCAGUGCUGUUCCAAAGGAAGGAAAAGUGGUGGAUGCGAAGACCAUCUUUACAGGACAUACAGCAGUAGUAGAAGAUGUUUCCUGGCAUCUGCUCCAUGAAUCUCUGUUUGGGUCAGUUUAUUUUGAGAGCCCAUGUAAAUCCAGUGUUAAAGCUGGAGAAGAAAAGUUGCUCCUUCUAGAAUCUGUGGAUAUAACAGAAUCCAUUUCUGACCUUGAAUUUUGUGGGGUCAUUGAAACAUUAAAGAUAUGCAAGCCUAUCCAGACCUGCGCUGAAGGCAACCUGAGGCCACCAAAAACAAAACAAGCUGAAAAUCGGAGGGUGAUGGGUUCAGUGGGGCUCCUGAAAAAUGAAGCUGCUCAGUCUGGAAGAAAACCAUGUCUAGGUCAACUUCAGAGAAGGACGAGAGCCCAUGAUGAGGACACCCUGCUUGUAGAGGCAAUGGAAGAAAAAGGUGUUAUCCACCGGAAACAGCAAACUUUAGUCAUUAGAGAAGCCCUGUAA
This is a messenger RNA of Octodon degus (degu), 1129 nucleotides long. RefSeq names its product histone-binding protein RBBP4-like. Gene Ontology annotation, cellular component: nucleus; ESC/E(Z) complex; NuRD complex. Gene Ontology annotation, molecular function: histone binding. Gene Ontology annotation, biological process: regulation of gene expression. Bases 245 to 1129 code for a protein of 294 amino acids. The transcript is spliced from 4 exons. NCBI's taxonomy places the organism in Eukaryota, Metazoa, Chordata, Mammalia, Rodentia, Octodontidae. The record is from RefSeq and is a predicted model, not a curated record.